This is a messenger RNA of Sinocyclocheilus grahami, 597 nucleotides long. RefSeq lists its product as uncharacterized. Gene Ontology annotation, molecular function: ribosome binding. The transcript has 3 exons. Gene Ontology annotation, cellular component: mitochondrial inner membrane. Gene Ontology annotation, biological process: protein insertion into mitochondrial inner membrane from matrix. NCBI's taxonomy places the organism in Eukaryota, Metazoa, Chordata, Actinopteri, Cypriniformes, Cyprinidae. The record is from RefSeq and is a predicted model, not a curated record. The annotation marks the transcript as partial.
CUCGCAUUCUUGGCCUGUCCGUGGAAGAGGAAUAUUGUGUCAAUUAAACACGAUACCCACUGCCAACCAUGGUGGCAUCAGCGCGUGCGCCCUCAUGCCAGCUGCGCGACCUCUCCAAAGCGCGCAUGGCAUCACCUGCGCAGACCGUCUGCGCCGUCUGCUGGCCAGCACUGCAGACUUUAUAGUAAAGAUGCAGACAGGGACACUAAGGACACUGAGCAUCCUGGCAUCACAGUGGUGCGCACCCCGGAUCCCAUCGCGUGGAUCAGGAAUAGGAUUAUAUUGUUUUUAAUUGAAUUGUGUUUUGGCUUGAAGUUCAGUGUGGAGUUUGACAGUGGUGUGAAACAGGCAGCAGUCCAUGUGUCUACUAUGCGCUCCAAAGGCACGUUUGAUGAAUUAAGGAGUGUAAUGUCGAAGGAGGCUGUUGACGGUGUCAGAAAGAAAUAUAAAACUCUGUCAGAGGCCCAACAAAGACAUCUUGCCAUUUCCCUCGAUGACAUUAUAUUUCUGCUGCCUGAGGAUGUGUCCGUAUUCUUUGACCCGAGCGCUGAGUCUGUUCAUUCCUCUUAUGCACAACCUUUUAAAAAAUGUUAAAUA